This is a messenger RNA of Pipistrellus kuhlii (Kuhl's pipistrelle), 3948 nucleotides long. It is a transcript of the gene GABRG1, whose product is annotated as gamma-aminobutyric acid type A receptor subunit gamma1. The coding region runs from base 280 to 1677 and encodes 465 amino acids. The record is from RefSeq and is a predicted model, not a curated record. Gene Ontology annotation, cellular component: neuron projection; postsynapse; dendrite membrane. Lineage: Eukaryota; Metazoa; Chordata; Mammalia; Chiroptera; Vespertilionidae. The transcript is spliced from 9 exons. Gene Ontology annotation, biological process: regulation of postsynaptic membrane potential; chloride transport; signal transduction. Gene Ontology annotation, molecular function: GABA-A receptor activity; inhibitory extracellular ligand-gated monoatomic ion channel activity; transmitter-gated monoatomic ion channel activity involved in regulation of postsynaptic membrane potential.
ACGGAGCCCUUUUCCCCACUGGGCUCGGUUUCUAGUAGGGGGAGGCCCGCCUCCCGGGGCCGCUGAUUGGCCCACACGCUCUGCAGAUAAUUUAUGCCAGCAUCCUCUCGGUGCGAUUGGCUGCCCGGCUCCAUUCCGCUGGGAGUCGCAUCCUACCUGGCUGGGAGGUGUAGCGCCUUCCCACACUUUGCCUUCUGGUGCUCCUGCCCUGGGCUGCGGCUAAGGUGGGAGCGAAAGUCCCGGCUGGAAGGAGGCUGAGGGGGAGAAAAAGCGAUUCUGAUGGGUUCUUGGAAAGCUUUCCUCUUCUCUCCUUUCCUUCUGUGGAGUCCAAGUAGAGGCGUGAGGCUGAUGUUCUUGUUGCUGACCCUGCAUCUGGGAAACUGUGUUGAUAAAGCAGAUGAUGAAGAUGAUGAGGAUUUAACAGCGAACAAAACUUGGGUCUUGGCCCCAAAGAUUCAUGAAGGAGAUAUAACACAAAUUCUCAAUUCAUUGCUGCAAGGCUAUGACAAUAAAUUUCGCCCAGAUAUAGGAGUGAGGCCCACAGUAAUUGAAACGGAUGUUUAUGUAAACAGCAUUGGACCGGUUGAUCCCAUAAAUAUGGAAUACACAAUUGAUAUUAUUUUUGCCCAAAGCUGGUAUGAUAGGCGUUUAAAAUUCAAUAGUACAAUGAAAGUGCUUGUACUUAACAGCAAUAUGGUUGGGAAAAUUUGGAUUCCUGACACUUUCUUCAGAAACUCAAGAAAAUCUGAUGCUCAUUGGAUAACGACUCCUAAUCGUCUUCUUCGAAUUUGGAAUGAUGGACGAGUCCUAUAUACUUUAAGGUUGACCAUUAAUGCAGAAUGUUAUCUUCAGCUUCAUAACUUUCCUAUGGAUGAACAUUCCUGUCCACUAGAAUUUUCAAGCUAUGGAUACCCUAAAGAUGAAAUUGUCUAUAAGUGGAAAAAAACUUCUGUAGAAGUGGCUGAUCCUAAAUUUUGGAGAUUAUAUCAGUUUGCAUUUGUAGGGUUGCGGAACUCAACCCAAGUUUAUCACACGAUGUCUGGGGAUUAUAUGAUCAUGACGAUUUUUUUUGACCUGAGCAGACGAAUGGGAUAUUUCACUAUUCAGACCUACAUCCCAUGCAUUCUGACAGUUGUUCUUUCUUGGGUGUCUUUCUGGAUCAAUAAAGAUGCAGUACCUGCGAGAACCUCACUGGGCAUUACCACCGUGCUGACCAUGACCACGCUGAGUACCAUUGCCAGGAAGUCCUUACCUAAGGUUUCCUACGUGACGGCGAUGGAUCUCUUUGUUUCUGUGUGUUUCAUUUUCGUUUUUGCAGCCUUGAUGGAAUAUGGCACCUUGCAUUAUUUUACCAGCAACGAAAGAGCAAGGGCUGCUAGAGACAGAAAGCUAAGACACAAGGCCUCGAUAUCUCCUGGACUCCACCCUGGAUCCACGCUGAUUCCGAUGAACAGCAUCUCUCUGCCACACGGAGAAGAUGAUCGCGGGUACCAGUGUCUGGAGGGCAAAGACUGUACCAGCUUCUUCUGCUGCUUUGAAGACUGCAAGACGGGGUCCUGGAGGAAGGGAAGGAUCCACAUCCGCAUUGCCAAAAUGGACUCCUACUCGCGAAUAUUUUUCCCAACAGCCUUUGCUCUGUUCAAUCUGGUUUAUUGGGUUGCCUAUCUUUACUUAUAAGUUCUACUUGCUAAGAAAGAGCAUAAGAAAUUUGACUAAAUCCAAUAUAAUCUAUUGUACUUCAGUAAAAUGAAGUUUAAAUUUAAAAUUCAGAGGAACUGAUGACCAAAAUGUGAAUAUUAUUGUCAUCAUUUUAAGACUUUCAUAGUUAGGUAAAGUAGCAAUUUGCAUAUUAAGUUACUUAAAUUUGUGUAACACAGAUUAUUUGUAAAAUGCAGUCUAUUAAAAUACUCAUAUAUUUUUACUUAAAUUUUAUUUAUAUUACUUAAAUCACAUUAGGGUUUUUGGACUAUGUUCCUGGAUUCAUAUUUUAAAGAUAUAAUAAUUUUAAUACAUAAUUUAUUUAAAUACAAUCUAUAUAUGAGUGAGCCUAUUCUAAUGUCUGAUAUUUAUGUAGUAAUUUUUCACCUAAAAAAUAUUGUCAAUUUUUUUUCUUUCUUUUUAUUUGUAAGCCCUAUUUGGAAUAGAGGUUGUUUUUUUUUUUUUUUAAACAUAAAGCCAUGAUUUCCUGGGAUUUAGUUUCAAGAUGUUUGACUCCAAGGAAAAAAUUAACUUACUUAUAAAUUCUUUAUUAAUUAAAUAACAACAUUCCCAUUUUACAUAAUUAAAAGGCCAAUUUUUUAUCUGUUUUAGUGAAAUCUAUUUCCUGACACAGUAUUAAAUAGAACUCUAGUUACAUUUAUUGUGUUGUUUUUUUUUUUUUUACUUAAAUUUAUUGAGGUGACAUUCUUUAAUAAGAUUAUAUAGAAUUUUUUGAUAAUUUACAAACUAGGAUGGGAACCACCAAAGUCAUCUUUUUAAAAUACAAGGUAAAAAAAAUAUAAGAGUGUUACCUUCAACCAUUUUAUGCUCUGUUUCUUAGCAUUCAUGUAGUAAAAGGAAUUAACACUGAAAUAUUUAGCUCUCCCAACCCUGGAAUUAAAUGGAGAAAGAAUUGAUUUUUUUUUUUUUUUUUCUGUAUGCUCUGCAAAUGUUACAUUCCCUAAAUUAACAAAAACACUGAGGAACUGUGCUUUGUGGUUAAAGAAUUAUUACCUAGCAAAUUGAGCAACAGUUCAUAUUGAGGGCAUGGUCUUAAAUAUGAACUACUAACAUUUUUCAGACUAGAAAAGUUCUGGAAACACUGUUUUAGGAAUUUUCAUAUAUUGCCUUUCCCAUCUCCUAAAUUUGGACACUGCCAGUUUUACAAAUUUGUUAUAAUUCUCUAUAAUCUUCUCUUCUAGGAGAUGGUCGCAGGCCCAAAAGCCAGGUUACAGGUGGAGUACUGUUAGAAGCACCUCUAAGGAGCUUGAGUGUGGAGGCUCUACAUUACUAGACACAGGAGCAAAGAACGGUUCACUCUAAUGUAAAGCCUGCUGGUUAAUAGCUUCCAAAACAUGUCUUUUGUUAAGAGGGAGUUAACUGUAGGCUUUAAUCUUUAUAAUAUUGUAACUAGUUUGGCAUAUCAAUUGUUUAUGAAAAACCUGUAUUCAUUCAUUAUCACCUAAUUUUCUAGAAAAUCUCCAGAGUGGUCUUGGAGAUAAAAGUUAAGAAUGCCUUCCAUUGCCAAGAGCAACUAUCAGGAUGAAGCGUUUUGAUAAAGGCCUAUCUUGUUAAGUGGAUGAAGCUAUCGCCUGUACAGUUGACAUUCUAGUUUUUAAUACAAUAACUCCUUCACAUGGUUAAUAAAUACAUGAGUAAGGGUCAGUCAUGAUAUACUUAUGUUUUUAGAGUAUUGUUAUUAAAAAUCUAAAUGUAUGUCAUUGUGUGCUCCCCAGAUAUGUUUGAAUGUUUACUAUGCUUAUUUACUUCUGGGGGGAAAAAAGCAUAAAUUAAACAACAAUGCCCAAAUAUCCACCGACACUGCUUGUUUUGAAUGGAGAGCCAAAUUAAACUUUGGCCAUGUAAUAUAACCAUUUACGAGUUAUUCAUGCAUUCAUUUGUAUAACAUCCAGUGUUUACAGAUAUCCUUAAGGUGAACAUUAAUUUAGAGUUAAAUAAAAAAGUACCCAUGAAGAAUAAAACACUUCAUUCAAAUGUAUGAUAGCCAUUCAUUUGAAAUGCAUUUUCAAAGGGAAUACAGUUUUUUUGGCUCCAACUUGCUCAUUAUCAUGGUGGCAAAGUUAAUUCUGGGAUUGUUUUUUCCUAGUCUGUCUGAGCAUGAUUAUAUUUUAAAAUACUUAAACAUGCUUAGUAUAAGUAACUUUGAUUUUCUCAUUGGUGUUCCAUGAACCUGGCUUUGAAUGUUGGCAAUAUUUACAAGAGGAAAUAAAAUUGAUAAAAAUAGUAAAA